ACAUGUACCACAGUAACCCGCCUUUAUUUUAUGUGGGUGUUUAUUAUAUAAAUUCGUUUUUCCCCAAUAAUUGUAUGGAUUGUGCAUGAAAUGACAAUCAGUCAAACUUAGAAAGGUGCAUAUAAAUCACGUGUUCUGAAAGUAUGUUAAACUGAGCAGUGACUAUUAUAAGAUAAUGAUUCUAUUAAAUUGUCAAUCAAUGGUAGCAAUAAUCUAAUCAACUUCAUAAACAGAUAUCUGACAUCCGUCAACACUAACGAGACCACAUUUUGUUGAAGAAGAAACUUUGUAAUAAAACAAGAGUGAAGACAAACUACCGAUGAGGAAGAAGAUGGCAGAUCCUAAGUUUUUUGUCUGCAGAUGCUUUUAUACACACAAUUAUUUCCUGAAAGAUUACAACAUACAUGUGGUUUUUGAAAAUGUAGACAAGUUUUUAACUGAUUUUGGAAAGGAAAUGAAUCAAAGAGGAUGCAGUACUAAAGUCCAACUGGAUCAUGUCUUAAAUCAGCUUUUAUUGGAGCAGGACAGACGGAAAAACUUGGGCAAGGACUAUUUGACGAGGAGACAGAUAAUUCAGAAAGAGUACCAUCGUCUUCAUCCAGAAAUCUACACCCUAAAGGAGAGUUAUCUUGCUCCAGAGUUUCUGAAGCUGAUUGACCUCUGUUCAAGAUUUGAUACAACUGCUGAAGAUGUGCUAGCCAGCAUCACUCCCACAGGAGGCGAUCGGGUGUACUCAUUCCCUGUUUUCACCAAAGAAUUCUGUCAACUAUUUAUGGAAGAACUAGAGCAUUUUGAAAACAGUGAUUGCCCCAAGGGACGACCCAACACGAUGAACAAAUAUGGGAUAUUAUUGAAUGAACUUGGAUUCGAUGAAUGCUUCCUGAACCCAUUACGAAAGAACUACCUCCACAAAUUAGCUGCGAUCCUGUAUCCUGACUGGGGAGGGGCUUAUCUCGACUCACACAAGGCCUUUAUUGUACAGUACAAAAUGGGAGAGGACCUUGACCUUAAUUAUCACUAUGACAACGCUGAAGUGACAUUAAAUGUGGCACUGGGCAAGAAUUACACGGGAGGCUCACUAUACUUCGGUGACAUGAGGACAGUAUCAGUGGAGGACACUGAGUGUUCCGAGUACGAACACAUGGCCGGGAUUGGGAUUGUUCACCGAGGGCAGCACUACCACGGGGCUCUCCCAAUACUCACGGGGGAACGGUACAACCUAAUUGUGUGGAUGAGGUCGUCCAAGGUCAGGAACAGGCUGUGUCCAAUGUGUGACCAAAAACCUGAGCUUGUGGAGACAGUCGGUUACGGGGAUGGGUUUACCCAGCCUACAGUCAACUUAUGUACACUGAAUUGACUUAUGAAGUCAGGUUGUAAGAACAUGAUGUACUUUAUACAGAAACUGAUGUGCAACCGUUCUUCCAAUGACCUCCUAAAAGUUACUAGGGGAUUCAUUUUAUGUGGUUUAAAUAACAGGUUGUGUUCAAAAAGUGCUACAAAAACAGGCAAUGGGCCCAUCUUUGAGAUCUUAUGUCAGGGUAAUUGUCCUGUAACAUGUUGGUAUUCAGUGCUAUCAAGUUUGUUCAAAAGAAUGACAUUGAUCCACUUACAAGGUUACAUGAUCCAGAAGAGUUAAACUAUAAGCAUCUUCUAGAUAAUUACUAUAUGAGUCAUGAUAUUUUAUAGGUAGAUUACUGACGAAGAAAGUUGUCAAUUGUGUUCAUGUGAAUGAUCUUCACCUACUUUCAAGGUAAUCAAAGUCACUUAUCCUGCAACCUACUGUGUUUGUCAGACUUUCAAGUUUACUUUAUUCCAUUGUCCAAGGUCAUACGAGUCAUAAAUAUUAAUAAAACAGUGUUGUUGAGCAAGUAAGGCAUGUGACAUUUUAUUUGGUUGGUGGUUACACUGUCUAUGGCUUUUGGUGCUAAGUAUAAUUUUCCUUUGAUAAAUGUUCAAUGUAAUGUUACGUGUAUAUACUACAUAAUUAUAUAGAUGAAAUUUAUGAAAAUGCAAAUAAAUGUUUAUGUUACUAAACUAGAUUUAUUGAUACGUGAUCAAUAUUUCGUUGUCUGAUUAUAUAGGUUGUAUUGUUUGACUGUAUGUAAAAAGGUGAAAAUACAUGUGAUUGAAUACAAGAUCAUUGCCCAAGUCUUGUCAGAUCUGUUUUAUGCAAAGUGCUCAUUGGUUUGAUACAAACAUUCAAGUGAUCAUGAUCAUUGCUCUCUUGCUCUAAGAGAUGUACAUGUACCUUGAGAAUAAGGACUAGCUGUAUUUGUUACUCAACACACGGUCUUGUCAUAUUACAUCGGUGACUUUUCAGUAUUUUCUUAUUGUUCAAUGUACACAUAUCCAUGAAUUUACGUUAAUGAUAUUCAGCAACUCAAGUUCCGUUACAAUAAUAUCCUACUGACGGACGAAGGACUGUAUUUAUUCUACACAUACGUACCCAAUUAAUUCAUUAUUAAAGUAACUAAAGUUACUUCCCUUGAAAUUGACUUCUGAAUCGCGAAGAAAUACCCAAUUAAUUCAUUAUUAAAGUAACUAAAGUUAAAUUACUUCCCUUGAAAUUGACUUCUGAAUCGCGAAGAAAUAUUUUGUCGAUUUCCUAACAAAAUAAACAUUUUUUAAGAAUGAAACUUUGACACAACCUGUUUAUUGCAUAUACCAAAGGAAAAACACAGUUAUUUGCUGAAAAUUAUUCUUAUGUUUUGCUAUGGCGUGUAAAAACACGUAUGGCGCAAAUUAGUGUAAAAGUGCUUCGUAAUCAAGAUCGAUUUUCUAACAAAGUACACAUUUUUUUUAAAUGAUACUUUACCAAAACAUGUUAAAUGAGUAUACCAAUGGAAAAAUCGAAAUAUUUCUUGGAUAAAACACUUACAGUUUGCUAUGGCGUGCAAAAUCUCCUAUGGCGCACCUAUGGCGCAAAUUAGUGUGACCGCUUUCCACCCUUCGUAAUACACAUGCUUUUCUUGUCGUAUUUUCGUGUCUUGUAUAUUUUUAAUGUAGUGGCCAUUCACUCAACAUAUUACCGCUAGUUCGAUUCUAGGAUAUUGUACCAAACGUUAUAGUUAUGCAUUAGAAAUGAACACUCCAUCAAACGAUACAUUUAAGUUUCCACCUGUUAGCUGGUCAUUGCUAGAGUCAACAAUACAACAAUUUGUCUUUCCUAGAGUUUAAACAAACAAUGAUAGUGGUGCAGAAAACGCGUACCCUUACGAAUCACAG
This is a messenger RNA of Mizuhopecten yessoensis (Yesso scallop), 3225 nucleotides long. Its product is annotated as 2-oxoglutarate and iron-dependent oxygenase domain-containing protein 2-like. The coding region runs from base 320 to 1357 and encodes 345 amino acids. The transcript has 6 exons. The record is from RefSeq and is a predicted model, not a curated record. Gene Ontology annotation, molecular function: oxidoreductase activity, acting on paired donors, with incorporation or reduction of molecular oxygen; L-ascorbic acid binding; iron ion binding. NCBI's taxonomy places the organism in Eukaryota, Metazoa, Mollusca, Bivalvia, Pectinida, Pectinidae.